GGGCGCCCCUCCCCCCCCGGAGUCUCGGGAAGGGGAGGGGGGAGGGGCGGGGAUGUGGCCAACCCGGAGCGGACUUUGGACCCCCUGAGCUGGGGGGAGGGGGGAGCGGGACCCUCAUCUGUGGGAUGGGAUCCACAUUUGGGGUGCCCAUGGAGGGGAGGGGGACCCACAUUUGAUCUCCUUCCUGGACUCCCAAAUCCACCCCGGGACCCCAGUAACCCCCCAAAUCCCCUCUGCACCCAAAAAUCUUCUCCAAAAUCCCCUUAACCCUAACCCGGUAUCCCCUCCAGGACCCUCCUAGGACCCCCAGCCUCUCCCCAGGACCCAUCCAAAAGCCCCUUCCCAGGACCCAAUAACCUCCCAAACGGCCCCUCAACCCCUCCCCAGGACCCCAAUGUCUCCUCACGAACCCUCCUGGGACCCUCAAAACCCCUGAAGACCCCACAAAAAUCCCACUAAGGAGCCACAAGACCCCCUCCCAAAAUUCCCUCAAAGAUCCCAAUAUUCCCCAAGCCCCCUCAAGACUGCCCCAAAUUUCCUCUUCAGCACCUCAAUAACCCCCAAAUCCCCUCCAGACCCAAAUAUCUCCCUGAAAAUCCUCCCUGGACCCCAAUAUCCCCUCAAGGACCCUCCUCAACACCCCCCCUCCCCCCAGCAUCCCCUCAAAAUUCCCCCAAGGACCCCCGUACCCCCCAAAGACCAACCCAAAUUUCCUCUUCAGCACCUCAAUAACCCCCACAUCAUCUCUAGACCCAAAUAUCUCCCUGAAAAUCCCACCGCAGGCCCCAAUAUCCUCCGAGGGACCCAUCUAGGACCCCAGCAGCCCCGCCAAGACCCCUCCCCAUGACCCCAAACUCCCCCCCGCAGGCCCCAAGUAACGCCCCUGUCGCUCUGCCCAGGCCCCCGAGCAUGGCCCGCUCGCCCCCCAGCUCGGCGCCCCCCGGCCGGGGCUGGGCCCCCGCGCCGCCCCCGCACCGCCUGCGCUCGCUGGCCCGCGCCUGGCUGGACGAGGACGCGCCCUGGCCGGACGCGGCGGUGGCGGCCGCGGGGGACAUCGCGACCCGCGCGGAGCUGCUCAGCAAGGCCGGGGAGGGUCCGGGGGGCGUCCUGGCGGGGGCCCCCUUCGCCGAGGCGGUUUUCGGGGUGUCGGGGUGCCGGGUCACCUGGAGGGUGCCCGAGGGGGCGGCGCUGCCCCCCGGGCGGGCGGUAGUGGCCGAGGUGGAGGGUCCGGCCGCGGGGGUGCUGGGGGGGGAGAGGGUGGCCCUCAAUAUUUUGGGGCGCUGCAGCGGGGUGGCCUCGAUGGCCGCGAGGGCCGUGGGGGUGGCCCGGGCGCAGGGCUGGGCGGGGGUCGUGGCGGGCACCCGAAAAACCACGCCGGGCUUCCGCCUGGCGGAGAAAUACGCGCUGGGGGUGGGGGGCGCCGACCCCCACCGGGGAGGUUUGGGGGGACUCAUUCUGCUCAAGGACAAUCAUCGAGCGCUGGCGGCGGCAGCGGGGGGGCUCGAACAGAUGAUUUUGGGGGUGCGCCAGGCUGGGGGCUUCACCCGCCGGCUGGAGGUCGAGUGCUCGAGUGCGGAGGAGGCGCUGGCGGCUGCGGGAGCCGGGGCUGACAUCGUCCUGCUGGACAACCUGGCCCCACAGGAGCUGCACACGGUGGCAGCAAAGGUCAAGGCUGCACACCCCGGGGUGACGGUGGAGGCCAGCGGGGGCAUCGUUUUGGAGACCCUCCCCCAGUUCUUGGGGCCCCACAUCGACGUGGUGUCCAUGGGGUGUCUGACCCACAGUGCACCCGCCCUGGACUUUGCACUGCGGGUGUUGGAACCCUAAAAUCCAUCCCAGGACCCUGAAAACCCACCCUAGAACCCCCUAAAAUCCAACCUGGGACCUACAAAAACCUACUCCAGAACCCCAAAACCCAACCUGAGAUGCCCAAAUCAAUCCUGGGGAGAGCAAAACUCACUGUGAAACUCCAAAAUCCACCCUGGGAAUCCUCAAACCCCAAAGGCCCCACUGCUGAGGGCACUGUGAAAUCUGGCACUGCAUCCUCCCAUCUGCCAGGAGCCCCAAUGCCUGAGACCUCCCCACAUCCUGGGACUCCAAAAUCCAUCUUGGACCCGCAAAAUCUAUUUUGUACCCCAAAAUCUAUCUUGGAACCCCCUAAAUCAACUCUGGACUCUGGGACCCCAAAAAUCCACCAUGGGGACCUCCAAAGCAUACCCUGGGACCCCCAAAUCUCCCCUGAGACCCCACAAUGCCCACCCUGGGGAUCCCAAAUCUCUAUCCUGGGGUCCUCUCACUCUAAGGUGGACCCAAAAUUCUACCCCUUUCCCCUUUUCUGUUUGUGCCUCCAAAUAAACCCAUACCUCACCA
Molecule: messenger RNA, 2370 nt
Organism: Motacilla alba alba
Lineage: Eukaryota; Metazoa; Chordata; Aves; Passeriformes; Motacillidae
Gene: QPRT
Product: quinolinate phosphoribosyltransferase
Exons: 3
Coding region: 844-1827 (327 amino acids)
Biological process (GO): NAD+ biosynthetic process; quinolinate catabolic process
Cellular component (GO): cytoplasm
Molecular function (GO): nicotinate-nucleotide diphosphorylase (carboxylating) activity
Source: RefSeq, a predicted model, not a curated record